AUGACACAAGGAAAUGGCCUGGCCAAUAACUUCAUGGACUUUGGCUUGUCAAGUCAUCCUACCAGUCCUGUGUCGGCAACUCCAUUUGGCAAUAACUUUGACGCUCCCAUGAUGGGCUUCAACGACAACUCAUGGAUGUACGUCGACCCUUCUGCACCCUUCCAAGGCGGAGAUAUGCUUGGAGCCAGCAAGCUUGACUUCCUUGCUGCCGCUGUGCAACACGACUUGCUCCCAGCUACGUCAGCUGUACGCAGCACUACCGAAAGUACUACCCAUGGUCACGGAGAAUCAUCAGACUCGCAGCAGCAUGUGUGCAGGUGGCAACACGCCCCGAACAUCCUCUGCCUCGCCUCCUUUCCCUCCCCCGAAGCGCUUCAUAAACACACCAAGACUGCGCACGUUGACAACUGCACGGCCUGCUUCUGCCAAUGGGAAGGCUGCGACGCCUGCUCCAAGGACUUCAAGCAGCGCUCCAAGCUCUCGCGCCACCUCCUCGGCCACGCCGGCUACCGCCCCUACGCAUGCAGUUUCCCUUCGUGUAGCAAAACCUUCGCCACCAACCAAGCCAAAGACAACCACGAGCGCACGCACACCGGCGAGCGCCCCUACGUGUGCGACCGCUGCGGCUACACCACGACCACGCACACGCAGCUCCAAACCCACAUCUCCGCGCUUCACGAGGGCAAGAAACCGCACAAAUGCCGCUUCUGCGACUUCACCUGCGCGGACUCGAGUAACCUGAGCAAACACGAGCGCACGCACCAGACGCUGCGGCCCUACCGCUGUCCACAGCCCGGAUGCACGUUUAAACCCGAUUGUCGCUGGGAGAAUCUGAAGCGCCAUUUGAGGCGCUCGGGCCAUUGUAAGGAGCUGCUGGAAGAGGGCAGUGAGCGGUACAAGGAAUAUAGGGAGGGCGUGAGGCGCGAGAUUGAGGAGUGGCAUCGGAGGGAGGGCGAGGGGGGUGGGAAGGGGAGGAGGAAGGGGAGAGCGUCAUAG
This is a messenger RNA of Parastagonospora nodorum SN15, 996 nucleotides long. RefSeq lists its product as hypothetical. Bases 1 to 996 code for a protein of 331 amino acids. NCBI's taxonomy places the organism in Eukaryota, Fungi, Ascomycota, Dothideomycetes, Pleosporales, Phaeosphaeriaceae. The transcript is spliced from 2 exons. Gene Ontology annotation, biological process: regulation of transcription by RNA polymerase II. The record is from RefSeq and is a predicted model, not a curated record. Gene Ontology annotation, molecular function: RNA polymerase II cis-regulatory region sequence-specific DNA binding; DNA-binding transcription factor activity.